UGUACUGUGUGUAUUAUGGCCCAAUAGGCCCAUGUAAGACAUCUAUAUAGCUACCCUCUAGGGUUAGCCCAUAAUCAAUCUAUUACCUUCUAAUAAGUCUGCCAAGAAUAUUUCUGGUCAUAGUUUGUUAGAAAGCAGAACUUCUUUUCUCGACAUGCACAACUCAUGCCAGAGUAUCAGAAUGUAGCAGCAGUACAGGAGCUUCAGGUUGCACUGGUAUAUAAAAGGGCAGCUCAUAAGCUUGAAGCAUUUCAGACCAACAUCUGUAUCUCUGAUGGUAAGAGUUGUAGUACACUAAACUCUUCCUUGCCUUCUGUGACAGUAUCAGGAGUUCAGUUUUCUCCAACAUCUUAUCUUCAGCACCUUCAUUAGUAGCCAUUGCAAGAUCAAGUAGACGUGGUGACCAUCAGAAUUCAGAAUUUAACUUUGGCAACUGAAUUUGAGAAUUGGAUGGAACCAAAUCUUGUUGCGAGAGCGAAGCAAGACUUGGUUUCCUCCAAUAUCUCAUGUUCAGUUGAUCAGAUGAUAUGUAGCGCAAGUAAUGCAGCUAGACUAAACUUCUCUGAAGAAUUUGGUUUCUGAAAGUGAAUGUUGGAGGGAACCAAAUCUCCAGCUAUGAACAAAGAUUUGGUGCCCUCCAAUCUCUCAUUUUCAACUGUCCCAGAGGGCACUUUGGGGGCGUUCUCAGGGUUAUGGGUUAUCAUUCAUGAGUAACCACACACACCAUUUUCAGUAUAGCACUGUAGCAAGGAGUGAACUCUCCCAUUUGGCAGUAGAAUAAUUUGCAUAUCUUGUGUUAUCAAAUUCAGUUAUGCAACAUUCAGAUUGGACUGAACCUCAUCUGAUAUCCAAUUCAGUUGUAGUCCUUAUUUCCCCUGGCCUGGUAAAAUACUUCAGAAAAUGUGUUCUCUGAAGAAUUGGAAGCUGAAAGUGAGUGUUGCAGGGAACCAAAUCUCCAGCUAUGCACAGGAUUUGGUGUCCUCCAAUCUCUCAUCUUCAACUGUCCCAGAUGCAACCUUGGAGGCGUUCUCAGGGUUAUGGAUUAUCAUCCAUGAGUAAUCACACACCUUUUUUCAAUAUAGAAAGGAGUGGACUCUUUGCAUCCAUUUGGCAGUACAAUAAUUUGCAUAUCUUGUGUUAUCAAAUUCAGUUAAGCAACAUUCAGAUUGGACUGAACCUCAUCUGAUAUCCAAUUCAGUUGUCGCCCUUAAUUCCCCUGGCCUGGCAAAAUACUUCAAAGAAAGUGUGCCCUCUAGCAAAACUGCCUUUUUAGUGUCUUUUGGAUAUGUCCUAGGUCUGGUACAAGAUCUUCAUUUAAUCAUAAUGAAAUAAAUUUGCAAUAAAAUUUAUAUAAAAGAUAAACAACUAGCUAUAGAAAGAUACUAGAAGUCUAGAACCCAACAUUUGGAUAUCCAUCAUACAUGACUGGGAUAAUUUCAGGACCAUUUAUGCAUGGAGCAUCAAUAAAAGAAUCCACUACUAGUCUACCAUACGUAUAUGUAUAUAUGUAUGUAUCUCAAAUGGUUGUAUGCAAAAGCAUUUUAAAGAAAGCCUAAUGCCAGCAAUGUCUCUCCUCGUCCGGAUUGUCGUGGCGCUCUCUAUCACUAUCAGCUUCACCGUCGUCGCCGGCAAUUGCCCCGGCGCCCGCAGGAACAUGACCAUAGAGGCAGCCUGCCACGAGGUGUGCGGCGCCGCGACGGCGCCGGCAAGGGGAAUGUACCAGCUCUGCGUGGACACGCUGCGCGAGGAGGACACCCUGGCCUGGUCGGUCGUCGACGAGGCCGGCGAGUACGCUCAACGCGCCGCGUGGCGGGCUAUAUGGGCGUACCUUGACACUAUGGGCCGGGCGUGGCACUUCAUCACCGGGAACACGACGGCGCUCGCCGGCGGCGAGGAAGAGAGGGCGGCGUACGCGUCCUGCGUCGGCGGCAGGUACCAGGAGGCCGAGGCGGCCAUGGACAAGGUCCGGAGCAGGCUGCCGGAUCACUGCGGCCCCGACGUCGCCGGCGAGUACAAGAGGGCGCUGCGUGACGUCGAGGCGUGCAGGGACCGCGUGGCCAAGCUGAAGCCGCCGCCGCCGCCGCUGCUCGCCAUGGUUGAGGCCGACUACAACAGGACCCUGCUGGCUUACCUGCUCGGUAAACUGAUAGGUGUAAAGUAGCGACUGCGCAUGUCAAGAGGUGACUAUAUAAAGAGACUGUUUCAGUCUCUUAAGGAUUGUACAACAUCAAAAAAAAUCUCUAUGAGAUCCCAUUGAGAUCCAAACAUGCAUAUUCUAGUGUGGAUUUUGGUAAAAACACACUAGACGGCAAAAGUUAUGGUAAUAAAGCGUAUGAACUGCAACUA
Messenger RNA from Setaria italica (foxtail millet), 2346 nucleotides. RefSeq lists its product as uncharacterized. Lineage: Eukaryota; Viridiplantae; Streptophyta; Magnoliopsida; Poales; Poaceae. The transcript has a single exon. The record is from RefSeq and is a predicted model, not a curated record. Bases 1529 to 2161 code for a protein of 210 amino acids.